CUGGUUUUGGGUUUUUGUUUUUACCUGAUUCUUUACAUGUUUAGUGAAAAUAAUAUAAUUUAGUAUUAUACUUCUUCUCAUAGCGAAAGUUUCAAAAUAUUUUUCUGCGUUAAACGAUAUGACUCGACACGCGCGUAAUUGCACAGCUGGAGCUGUAUAUACCUACAAUGAAAAGAGGCGCGAUGCUGCCGAAUCAGGCUAUGGCACCAAAGCACAACGUCUGGGAAAAGAUUCGGUGAAAUCCUUCGACUGCUGUUCUUUAACCUUACAACCAUGCCGCAAUCCGGUAGUAACUAAAGAGGGUUACCUUUUCGAUAAGGAAGCUAUAUUGCAAUAUGUAAUCACAAAAAAGAAUGAGUAUAGCCGCAAACUGAAGGAAUUUGAACGUCUGCGUCGUCUCGAGGAGACAGAAAACGCACAGGAACUAAACCUUAAACAACAAAAAUGCAUUGAGAAGUUUGUAAAUGCUGGUAAACCGGUCAACGAGAGCGCAUCUAGCUCAAAGGCUGCUGCUGUAGUGGCUGUUAAUCCUAGUACGUCUGCGGCCGCUAUUGCCGCCGCUGGAGGCUCUAUCUCCAACAUGACUAAUGGCAAUGAAACGAAAUUGCCCAGUUUUUGGGUGCCUUCUGAAUGUCCGAAUGCUGGCGCAGCCAAAGCUAAAAAACCUGAUUCCACUAUUUAUUGCCCAGUCUCCGGAAGGCCGCUAAAAGUGAAAGAUUUGAUUGAUGUAAAGUUUACGCUACUCAAAGAUGGCGACAACAGUCGUUCUCUAAUAGCAAAAGAGGCGCGUUAUAUGUGUCCCGUAACGCACGAUGUGCUCAGCAAUGCAGUGCCUUGUGCAGUGCUACGGCCAACCGGCGAUGUGGUCACCAUGGAGUGUGUGGAGAAAUUAAUAAGGAAAGAUAUGAUACAUCCAUUGACAAAUCAGAAACUGUCUGAGAAGGAUAUUAUACCUCUGCAAAGGGGCGGCACUGGCUAUGCUACAACAAAUGACAAUUUAGAUGCCAAAGAGAAACGCCCAAUGCUGCAGGUCUAGAGGUGUUUUAUUAUGACUAAGUGUAUAAAAGAUACAUAUAUGCACAUAAAAAUACAUUUCUAGUUUAAAUACAUACAUCUAUAUGUAUAUUAAUAAUAUAGAAAAAAAAAAUACAAUAUUAGUGUUAAGUACUGAACGGCCGAGCAUCAGUUU
Molecule: messenger RNA, 1189 nt
Organism: Anastrepha ludens (Mexican fruit fly)
Lineage: Eukaryota; Metazoa; Arthropoda; Insecta; Diptera; Tephritidae
Product: nitric oxide synthase-interacting protein homolog
Exons: 3
Coding region: 119-1036 (305 amino acids)
Cellular component (GO): nucleus
Molecular function (GO): ubiquitin protein ligase activity
Source: RefSeq, a predicted model, not a curated record